CACACCUGGUAUGUUCACAUCAACACAGAUGUCCAAUAGUAAACCAUUGCACCACUGGUAUUGGCUGAGGUGGCAUGAGCUAUCUUAUAUAAGGGCUACAGUUGUAAAUCUAAUCAGCCAUUACACAGAUAACACCAUGCUCCAUAUUAUUAUCACCCUACUGCUUAUUUGUAGGUUAACAGUUGCUGAACCAUCUGAGACUGGACUUAUAUUUAAUCUGGAUAUUGGGGAGCUCUGUAUACAAAGUGCCCAAUGUAAAAGCAAAUGCUGCCACCGAGAGAAUGGGCUGAGCCUGGCACGCUGUGCCCACAAAGCAGCCGAGUUUCAGAAAUGCUCUCCUCUGCACCUGUAUGGGGUAUAUUAUUUCUGCCCCUGUGAGAGUGGCCUGAGCUGCGAGGUGGACAGGACCAUUGUGGGAACCAUCACCAACACAGACUAUGGAUAUUGCAAAGACCCCAAUGAAAAAAUUAAAUAACAGGGGACAGCGAUACAGAGCAGGAUUACUGUACAUAUUCUCCUUAAAUAUGUCUAUUUAUCUGCUUGGCUCUUCUAUCAUAAUCAUCUAUCAUCAUUGCCUGCUCUGUUACUUCAUUCUCUAUGUAUGUUCUAAAAUUGCAAUCUGUAAUGUUGUUGAUGGCUACAAACAUUCUUUAUGUAAUUAAUUAUUGACUAUAUUAAACUGUAUUUAUAUG
Messenger RNA from Bombina bombina (fire-bellied toad), 692 nucleotides. Its product is annotated as colipase. The transcript is spliced from 3 exons. Gene Ontology annotation, cellular component: extracellular region. Gene Ontology annotation, biological process: digestion; lipid catabolic process; positive regulation of catalytic activity. Gene Ontology annotation, molecular function: lipase binding; enzyme activator activity. Bases 11 to 475 code for a protein of 154 amino acids. Lineage: Eukaryota; Metazoa; Chordata; Amphibia; Anura; Bombinatoridae. The record is from RefSeq and is a predicted model, not a curated record.